Messenger RNA from Neoarius graeffei (lesser salmon catfish), 1698 nucleotides. It is a transcript of the gene cfap100, whose product is annotated as cilia and flagella associated protein 100. The transcript is spliced from 14 exons. The record is from RefSeq and is a predicted model, not a curated record. Lineage: Eukaryota; Metazoa; Chordata; Actinopteri; Siluriformes; Ariidae. Bases 1 to 1698 code for a protein of 565 amino acids.
AUGCUAUCAGCAGUACCUUCAGUAAAAGAGGAUGGCCGCGAUAGGAACACGAUGGAACAGAGCCCCUUUAAGAUGCCUGAAGAAAACAUCAUUUUCCACUUUGGAAAGACAGAGAAAGCUCAGAGAAAACUAGAAUUUCAGAGAAAUCUGAGUUUAUCUGUUCAUGAGAAGAAGACAUACUCAGGCAGGAUAAAAGCCCAACAGUUAGAGCUGAGGAGAAAACUCAGAGGUGGCCUGGAGGAAGAGGAUGAGGAAGAGGGCACCGCAAACCGCUCACAGAGUGGAGUCCAGCUUCCCCAAAAUGCCCCUGCACCCAAACUGAUCAUGAUCAAAGAUCGUAACAUUGAAAAAGAGAGCAUACGGGAGUUCGUCGACAAGAAACGAGAGAUGUUCUACCUAGAGUAUGCUCUGGCAGUAAAGAGAGAAGAGAUUGCAAAGCUCGAGGAGCAGGCAAGUCAUGAAGAGAAAAAGUUGGCUAAAGCUGAAAAGCUCCUGGAGGAUGACGCUUCCUUGUUUGACACAUUUCUAAAAGAAAACGACAAGAACUCAGUGGAGGCCAUCAGAAUUGCUGAGCAGGAGAGCAAAGCAAAGCUGGAGAAAGUAGCUGAGAUCAAGAGGGUCACCGCUAAGAUGGUGGCCAUUAAAAGCAACAUUUCUAAGCUUGAGGACACACUGCAGGAGUACAAACUCUACAGGGACUUUCUGUUUAAGCUUUCUCCUCCAGAAUGGCAGCAGAAACAGAGAGCGAAGAAGAAAAGCCACACUAAACCCACCUCUGGCAUCAACAAAGGAGAGCAUGAGGGAAAGACCAAUGAGACAGACCGAGGAAAAAAGACCCAUCAAUCUGAUAGAUAUACAGGUCGAGAGAAGAGGAGCCCUGUUUCACGAGAGCUGCGUCCUCUUCGUGAGGCCCAGGCUCCUUCCGGAGACAGCGUCAAAUCAACUCCUCAGAGCAUCAACAUCAGCCCUGCUUCUGAAAGUGACAACUCGGAAUAUGAGGAGGAUCCAGAGCUGUACUUCACAGAUCCUCAACAGCUGCUGGACCUGCUCAGUGAAUUGGAAGAACAGAAUCUCUCACUGAUACAAAACUCUCAGGAGACCGAGGAGAGUCUGGAGGAGUUCAAACAAACCAUGGAACAGACUCGCAAGAACAUUGAGCGAGAAGCCAACCACCUGAAGCAACAGACUGACGCCAUGUCAGAGACUCUUAAGAGAGAAAAAGAGAAAACCGCAGAACUGGAGCUCAAUACCAGGUUCUUUGACUUUGGAAAGAGCAAAGCAGAGGAUGAGCGCACUCUGAAUGCUCUGGGCCAGAAGGUAGAGGAGGUCUACCGGAGCUGCAUUGGAGACAGCGAAACCAACCUGGGCACAUUGCAGAUGUUGACGGCCAUAGAGAACCUGCUUUGUGAUCUGCUGGAGAGCAUAGAGGUCAUUCCCGAAGACCAUCUUGCAAUGGCCGAGAGAGCCAAGGAAAAGGAGAAGAGACUCAGAUUGCGAGAUGAGAAGCUCACUCUGCAGAAACAGCACCAAGAAGAGAGAAUAAAGAAAGCCAUUGAGAGAGCCCAAGCUGAGAUCAAGCGAACUUCUGGUAGGAAGUUGAUGCCUCGCUCCCAGCCUCCUGUUCGUAAACACAAGAACAAAGAGCACAGUGAGAUCGCAGACGAGGAGAAGGAGGAAUAUCUUUACUUCUUCACUUAA